AUGGCCCAAUUCUGCAACGGGAACGGCGCGUUCCUACCGAGAAGCAUCGGCGCCCGCGGGGGUUCCUACGUCCCAGACACAACAUUCCACACCAUUCGGACCCAGAAAGAUGCGCUUCCUGUGUCUCCAUGGAAAGGGCACCAACUCCCAGGCGCAAUACAAUAUCAACUCGGUGACGGUCAUAGCUUUGAGUUUGUCGAGGGGACCGUAUCCGAGGAAGCUGCUCCAGAAAUACAGGCGCUCUUCGCAUCAGCAGACCAAUACUUUGGCUAUUUCGACGAACGCUCCCCAGAGUCCUGCUUGGCUGCACUGAACAACCUCGAGCGCUAUAUCGACAUUCAAGGGCCAUUCGAAGGCAUCGUUGCGUUCUCCCAAGGAGGAGCACUCGCCUCAACACUCCUGGUUCGCUAUGCAAGACGGUCCACGGCGAUAAGCCCCCUGAAAGUUGUCGUUUUCUUCUCCGGUGGCGUACCCGCCGAUCCCGAUGAUCUUGAACGGGGCAUUGUGAGGGCAUUGGACCACAGCGCCGUAGGGGAAGCAAUCAAGAUCCCAACGGCGCACAUCUGGGGCGUAACGGAACGGGGAGAACUAGAUUGGCCCCCGAAGUUGCGGGACCUGUGCAUGAAAGAGACACGAGAGGAAUUCCAGCAUGGAGGAGGCCACGAAAUCCCAGGAAGCAAGGAUCGUGCAGCGGUAACCCGUGCGGUGCAGGCGAUGCGGCGAGCAAUCUGGAGGGCCGAAAUUGGAAUCCGUGAAUAG
Molecule: messenger RNA, 759 nt
Organism: Trematosphaeria pertusa
Lineage: Eukaryota; Fungi; Ascomycota; Dothideomycetes; Pleosporales; Trematosphaeriaceae
Exons: 4
Coding region: 1-759 (252 amino acids)
Cellular component (GO): cytoplasm; nucleus
Source: RefSeq, a predicted model, not a curated record